GACGCCAGCGACGACGACGACGUUCAAAACGACCGAAGCUCUGCCCGACGACAACGACGACGCCGAAGAGUCGCACGCGAUUUAAAACGCCCCCGAAGGCGCGAGUGAGUGCCCACAGUGAAAAAACGCCUGCGCAUACGGCUCUGAAUAGGCUCUGAAUAUCCGGAAGCGAAUCUUAAGCCGUAGCCAAUAUCCAUCCGUGUACCGGACACUACUCUCCUCCUGUACGAGUACUAGAAUAUAUUUUGUUUGGUGAUAAAAUUUUUUUGUCAAAAGUGAAACAACCAUCGAAGCAAGCAGUGCAAAGAAAAACUCGUUUGCGUAUAACGCAUCCCGUAUCCCAUAUUGGCAAAAGAAAAGAACAUUCGCUGCCCCGCAAAAAUGUGUCACUGGAGCUGCUGGCAGGUGCUACUCCUGGCCACGGUGUGGGCCGGGUGGAUGGCUGUGGAGGCCAUACCCAAUGACGUUUACUUGAAGAUGUUCCCCAUGCGGGAGCUGCCGUUGGUGGAGGAUCCCUGCUACGACACGUCGCGCCAGCCGCGCAUCUGCAUCCCCGAUUUUGUGAACGCCGCCUACGAUGCCCCCGUGUCAGCCAGCAGCACCUGCGGGGCCGAGCAGCCGCAGCGCUACUGCGAGCACGGCUCGGACACCAGGGAGAUGCAGUGCCACACGUGCGAUGCCGCCAACUCGCAACGCAGCUUCCCGCCGCGCGCCCUCACCGAUCUGAACAACUCCAAUAAUGUGACCUGCUGGCGAUCGGCUCCUGUGCUGCCCGGAGGAGGCGGCAGUGGCUCUGGCUCUGGUGGCGGCGACAAUGUGACCUUGACCCUGUCGCUGGGCAAGCGGUACGAGCUGACCUACGUGAGCCUGCAGUUCUGCCCGCGUGCGCCACGCCCUGACUCCCUGGUGAUUUACAAGAGCUCCGACUAUGGCCGCAGCUGGAAGCCGUUCCAGUAUUACAGCUCUCAGUGCCGGCGCUUCUUCGGGCGCCCCAGCCGCAUGGCCGUGAGCAAGCACAAUGAGCAGGAGGUGCGCUGCAGCGAUCCCCAUCGCCUGGGGCAGGGGCAGGGCCGCAACGAGGGCCUCGCCUCGCGGAUCGCCUUCAGCACGCUGGAGGGUCGCCCCUCUGCCCGCGACCUCGACUCGUCGACGGUGCUGCAGGACUGGGUGACGGCCACCGACAUACGCAUCGUGUUCCACCGCCUGCAGCAGCCCGAUCCCCAGGCCCUCAUCUCCAUCGACUCCCCCCCGCCGGAUCUGCGCAGCGCCAAGUACAGCGUGCAACUCAACAGUCCAGCGGGCAACAACAUUGACUCCUCGCCCGCCACCGUUGCCGUGUCGGGAUCAGCCACAGCCGCAGCCACGGGCCUCCACUAUGCCGUCUCCGACUUCUCCGUGGGCGGGCGUUGCAAGUGCAACGGUCAUGCCUCCAAAUGCUCGCCGGAUGACGCCGGGCAACUGAGCUGCGAGUGCAGCCACAAUACCGCAGGCAGGGACUGUGAGCACUGCAAACCCUUCUACUACGACCGCCCCUGGGGCAGGGCCACGGCACGCGAUCCCAACGAAUGCAAAAUGUGCAACUGCAACAACCACGCGCGACAGUGCCGCUUCAAUAUGGAAAUCUUUCGCGCCUCUCAGGGCGUCUCUGGAGGCGUCUGUCAGAACUGUCGACACUCGACCAUGGGACGGAAUUGCCACCUGUGCAAAGAGGGCUAUUACAGAGACCCCACCAAGACGCUACAACAUCGCAAGGUGUGCAAGGCCUGCGAGUGCCAUCCGAUCGGUUCAUCUGGCAAGAUCUGCAACAGCACCAGCGGUCAAUGUCCCUGCAAGGACGGAGUCACCGGCCUGACCUGCAACCGCUGCGCGCGUGGCUACCAACAGAGUCGCUCCCACAUUGCUCCAUGCAUAAAGCAACCUCCGCGCAUGAUCAACAUGCUGGACACACAGAACACCGCACCUGAGCCGGAUGAGCCCACUCCAGAGGUAGCUAAUAACCGUGGUGGCGCCUCCGCAUCGGCGGCCGCCCAGUCCCCAUACUACCGCACCGAGGGCGGCAGGGAGUGCGGCAAAUGCAGAGUAAGCACCAAAAGGUUAAAUCUCAACAAGUUCUGCAAAAGAGACUACGCAAUAAUGGCCAAGGUAAUUGGUCGCGAUACGAGCAGCGAGGCGGCCAGCAGGGAGCAGGCCCAGCGACGCGCAAUAGAUCCCGCGGACGUGGACUACGAAAUGGAUCAGGACCCGUGGGCGGUGGCGGUGGCGGGAGCAGGGGCGGACGCUGGUCGAACGGAGUACGAGUUUCAGGGGGCGGCGGCGGCGGCGGCGGCGGAGGAGGACUAUCCCAACGACAGCGAGACGGUGCGGUACGAUCUGCAAAUCCAGGCCGUGUUCAAGCGCACCAAGUCAGGACACGCGAGCAGCAGCGGGGGGAUCGGCGUAUAUGGAAUGCCGAAUACAAUGCUAAAACGAGGUCCUAUGACCUGGAUCAUACCGAUUAGGAACCUCGAGUGUCGCUGCCCCAAGAUCAGAGUAAACAGAUCCUAUUUAAUUUUGGGACGGGACUCGGAGGCGCCACCUGGCUAUCUGGGCAUUGGGCCGCACUCGAUAGUCAUUGAGUGGAAGGAGGACUGGUACCGGCGCAUGAAGCGUCUGCAAAGGAGAGCGCGCGCCUGUGCGUAA
Molecule: messenger RNA, 2679 nt
Organism: Drosophila subobscura
Lineage: Eukaryota; Metazoa; Arthropoda; Insecta; Diptera; Drosophilidae
Gene: NetA
Product: netrin-A
Exons: 7
Coding region: 382-2679 (765 amino acids)
Molecular function (GO): protein binding
Source: RefSeq, a predicted model, not a curated record